AUGGGGCAUGCCAAGAGGGCCAGGAAGACUCCCUCUUCGCAGCGGCACCGAGGGAAGUCUGGGACAGAGGCUAGGCCCAUGUUGGGCAGUCCUCAAUCCCCGCCAGGCCCCAGGUCUCCUACUCACUUUGAGUGGAGUAGCCUGGCCCCUUCAGAACAGGCCUCUCCGGAUGUCUGGAUGCUGUCCAUGCCUGAAGCCCUCCAAGCGGCCCGGGACAUUAUGUCCAUGCCGGUGCCCGGAACGCCGCCAACGUCGGCCCUGCACUCCAGAGGCAAGCCGCUGCUGGAAUCUCUGCAGUUGCCACUGGCUCGGUACCGGUCUCGGUCGAGGGAACAUUCCCAAUGCCGAUCACCGCCCAGCGAUUGUUCGGGGCAGAGUCCAGGUGGAUUGCUCUCGACGCCAACCAGACUGUCUGGCUGGGUUCUGUCCCUCCGGGAUUCGCGGCACCGCUCGUCCUCAAGGAGCAAAUAUUGGCGGGACUGCAGCGGGCAUUGCUAUCUGUCCUCAUCUCGGAGAGGGUACCGCAGUCAAUCACGGCACGGUUGUCAACGCCGUUCCUGCUCGGACUCCUGCUCCAAGUCUCUGCCAAGACAUCGCAGCCCAGGGCGUCGAUUGCUGGCGUUUCGCCAUCGUGGGUCUGCCCGUCGAGGUCAUUCGCAGAGCAGCUGUUACUGCCGGUACUGGUCCUCCAAGUCGAGAUUGCGGUCCCAUGGCUGUCAUAGAUCCCGGCACCGCCGCUCCUCCCGGACCAGAGACAGCAGCAGAUCUUAUGCCAGCCUGGUCUCCAUUCGUAGCCGUCCUUCGAUGGGCCAGGCCAGCCAACCCGAACAGCCGGCCCCGCCAGUGCCACACCAGUGCAAAAGAGAAAAGAAAUCUUUGUUUGUGAAUCUAAAAUACAGGUGUGGGAGCCUUUCUCAAAGGGAUGGAAGCUGCCAGUGGAGAGGAAAGAUGGCUGCUCAUCUCAAAGGAGAAAAACCUCAUGUUUGAUCUGACUUUCUCCACCGGAAUGAUUUGGUGUGUGAAGCUGUAGGAGGAAAGGUUUUAUUUGCAACGGAUGACUUUUUUGCUCCUGCGGAGAAUCUCUUGAAGAAAAACAGUCCAGUUUUUAAACCAGAUGAAUUGACUGAUUAUGGCGGAUGGACGGAUGGAUGGGAGACAAGGAGGAAAAGGGUUCCAGGACAUGAUUGGUGUAUUAUCCAGUUGGGAGUACCAGGUAUUGUCCGUGGAUUUGAGGUAAACACAUCUUUCUUUGCUGGAAACUGUGCUCCUCGUAUAUCAAUUCAAGUCUGACACAUUGAAGAAAUGGAUUUACCAGAGUUUUGGCCAAGAGGGGACAGGAUAGGAACUGCAGCUUCAGAUGAAGAGUUAAAAGCUGUCAAGAAGAUGAAGUCAGAUGAAUGGACUCUUCUCGUUCCUAUGAAAGAGUUGAAACCAAGAUACCUUGAUACUAGCCACAAUUAUUUUUCUGCCAGCUGUAAGAGAGAAUGGACUCACAUAAGGCUCAAUAUCUAUCCAGAUGGUGGGAUUGCACAUUUCAAAGUGUAUGGUGUUGUGCAGAAAGACUGGUCAGCUUCUGGCCCAAAUGACUUGGAUGACUUGGUGGCAAUGGAGAAUGGGGGUAUUUGUGUUGGAUUUAGCAGUGCUCAAUUAGGCCACCCAAGAAAUAUUCUAGGGAUAGGAAGAGCAACAUCCAUGGAAGAUGGUUGGGAAACAGCAAGAAGACUGGACAGGCCACCAGUUUUAAAAGCUGAUGACGAAGGUAUCCUCCUCAUACCAGGGAAUGAAUGGGCAGUUUUCCGGCUGGCACAUCCUUGUGUAAUAACUCACAUUGAAAUAGACACUUCUUACUUUAAAGGUAAAACAAAUGCUGCUUGUUUGGCCCCUGUAUUUUACUGAUCAUACCAAAACCAUAUGUUGUACCAUAGAUGGAACCCUUUGCUUUCUGUUACAAAGCUUAAGCCUAACAAGAGGCAUUUCUUCGACGGUACUGCCCUGGAAAUGCAGGAUGUAAUCACGCAUUUGAGACUCAUUAUUGUUCCUGAUGGAGGUGUAAGUAGGAUGCGUUUCUGGGGUUUCCCAUGGGCUCUAUUUUAUACAAGCAAAUGAACAAAGAGGAUUUUCUAAAAAAGGCUUUAAGAGUUAUAGAAUGGAUGUUCACUUUUUUCCGUAUUAUAUAAACUUGAAUAUAUUUGUUGAAUGGUACACAUUCAUUAAACUAAGCAUGACUUUUUCCCAGCAAUAAUUCAAACAGAACAAUUGUGUAUGUCUCAUGGCUGUACAAUAAUACAAAGACUUCUGUACUCCUAGGAAUAUAAGGAAAGUAAUAUAUUUUUGCUGAAAUUGAUUUUCCCCAAAAAAUACAUCAAUGAUAACACAGUGCACUCCUGAGUGAUCAUAGCUCAUCUUCGUGAGAAUCAAAAUUGAAGGCCAAAUUAUUUUAACCACUUUGUAAAUCCACUAAUUACCCUAAAAUGUACUGCCUGUAGUGUCUUAGUGGUGAAAAGAAAAGGCAUUUUUAAAUACAAAUAAAUCAGAGACAGGCUAUGCUUUAUUGUUAUGUCUGUCUUAAUUAUAAGCCAAUCAAAAAGAUCUUAUGUUCUACAGCUUUCACUCAUGUCUACAGUUCUCAUAUUCAGCCAUUUCAUAAUUAUUCAUUAUAUAAAUUAUGUAUUCAUAAGCAUCUCUACAGCCUAUCCUUCUGAUAGUACAAAGUGCGCUCAUUGAUUAUUUUGCCAAGAUUCCAAACCCUAAGAAGAAAGACAGGUUGUGUCUCUCUGUCAGCCUCAAGUGUGUCAAUAUAUUGGUGGAAUUUGGAAACAUAUAUUUCUUUAUGAAAACACACAGAAUGAUUUUAAACCUCCUUUGCCUUGCACUUUUUUUGCUGUAAUCUAACACCCAAAUAUUGUCUGUUUCUCUACGAGCCUAUGCUUGAAAGUUAUGCUUAAAGAGUGCUUAAACUUAUGCUUCUAAACCCCUAUUUAGCGAUCUAAAUCAGUGACCUGAUUUUCAAAAAUACUGAGGAUCCCAGAGUUCUCUUUGACAUUAGUGGGAGCUAUUGGGUGCUCAGUACUUAAAAAAAAAAAAAUCAGGUCAGUGCCUAAAUAUGGCUUCAGAAGCAUAGCUCUAAGCACGCAGUUUUGUGACCCUGGGCCUAGAUUAUGCUGAAUGAGGAGAGAAAAAAGUGCUCAGCCUGGGGCUGACUCCACAAGGCAUGGUGAGGCUUUUUGUGUGAUGGCACAUGAUCAUAAUAUACUGCAGACAGGAAAAGGUGGCCCCACCUACUGCUUUGCUUUCCUUACUCUGGGCACACACCUGACUUGUUCCCCAUGCACCUCUCAUUUGCACGAUGGCUUCUGGGGGGAAGUGCUGUGAUGGCAAUGGAGAGUAGUUAGGGCCAUGGGCAGGCAUCUUUAUGGGGGGUGAGUGUGGGUGGGGUUUUAAUUGUUCGUACUCAAGCUUAUAUUGUAGUAAUUAAAAUACCGCAUGAUAUAUAUAUAUGAAGGCAGAUAUGGCAAACAAUUUUUUGGAAUUUUGCAUAAUAAUUGAAUGUAAAAUAGCAUUGUCUGUAACAAUUAUGGAGGCACUAGCAGUGAUUCUGUAUUUAAAGCUGAAUUGCCCAUGAAAUGGGGACUGCUUUUUCUUUAUAUGUAAGUAGUCUGUCACUGUGAAAUUUGACAUAAUGUAUAUUUUAUACAGGGUCAAAACUGGGUAUUACAGAAUUGUAUCUGACUUUACUUGUUUAAUGCACUGUAUUUGAGAGCAUUCAAAAUAUGUUGUGGCAUAACAUAUAUUGUUUGUAAUCUAUGCUUUUGAUUUACACCUAAUUAAUAUUCCUGACAUCAUUAGUAUUAUGUUGUUUAUCACUCUUAUGAAGUGUCAGUGAAAAGUGCUUAUUCUGUAAUACUAUCUAUCCAAGGUAUUUGUGAUCCCUAUCUUUAAUGUAUUUCUCCUCAUAACACCCUGCUGGAUAGGGAAAUGCAGCUAUCCCCAUUUUGCAGAUGGAGAAUGGAGGCACAGAGAGAUUAAAUACCUUGCUAAACGUCACACAAGAAAACUGUUGCAGAACAGGGGAUUGGACCCACAAGUGCCAGGCCAGCAUCCUCCCCACUUGGCCAUCCUUCCUCUCAUGAGUCAUCUAAUAUGUGUCAUCUCUUGUUCUAAGAAAGAAGCUUUUCUCCAUUUUGUUUAUUAACCUUUAUAGCUUACUUUGUA
Molecule: messenger RNA, 4212 nt
Organism: Chelonia mydas (Green sea turtle)
Lineage: Eukaryota; Metazoa; Chordata; Testudines; Cheloniidae
Gene: ALLC
Product: allantoicase
Exons: 13
Biological process (GO): allantoin catabolic process
Molecular function (GO): allantoicase activity
Source: RefSeq, a predicted model, not a curated record